Penicillium soppii is the source of this 555-nucleotide messenger RNA. RefSeq lists its product as uncharacterized. The transcript has 2 exons. Bases 1 to 555 code for a protein of 184 amino acids. The record is from RefSeq and is a predicted model, not a curated record. Lineage: Eukaryota; Fungi; Ascomycota; Eurotiomycetes; Eurotiales; Aspergillaceae.
AUGGCCCGUCCCGUACCAUAUUUCCGGCCACAGGCUUUCAACAUUGGCUUCAGGAACUCUAUGGGCUCCACUCAUGUUCAGCCCUCGCGCUUGCCUGCCACCGUGCACGGAAAAUCAAUGCCUGCGACAGUCACGGCACACAGUGUCUCAGAAACGCAAAGCUCAGAAUGGCCAGAGACCCCGUCCGACCAGUCUACAGCAGCGUCCGCCAUCCAGCGCCGCCCAGGCCAUUGCAAGAAAGACAAUAAAAAAAGGGGACAGAGACGAAGGGAAAAAGCGCAACAGCUUGCAAUUCAAAACAAGAAGAUUGUAUAUCAACACACCCAGGCCCAAAUUGAAAUCCAGGGCCUACGUGAGCAACUGUGGCAGCAGGAGCAAUCUCACCGACGUUAUGAGGCAAAGAUGCGAAGGUUUUUCCACGACUGUCAUGUCGAAGCUUCUUCUCUUGUCAAAUCAGUCAAUAUUCUCCUAUCAGAUUGCGCAACGCGUCCCAGAGGUGUACCAGAACCUGUGAGUUACGAGCAUCAAUUGGCGCGUGACAAAGCACCAAUGUGA